Cervus elaphus (red deer) is the source of this 5072-nucleotide messenger RNA. It is a transcript of the gene PGPEP1, whose product is annotated as pyroglutamyl-peptidase I. Gene Ontology annotation, molecular function: pyroglutamyl-peptidase activity. The transcript has 5 exons. Lineage: Eukaryota; Metazoa; Chordata; Mammalia; Artiodactyla; Cervidae. Gene Ontology annotation, cellular component: cytosol. Gene Ontology annotation, biological process: proteolysis. Bases 95 to 724 code for a protein of 209 amino acids. The record is from RefSeq and is a predicted model, not a curated record.
CGGGCUCGGGGGCGGGGCGGCGCGGGUCCGAGCGGCGGCAGCUGACUCGCCAGUGCGGACCGGGAACCGGUCAGAGGCACAGCUUGAGCCGGCCAUGGAGCAGCCCAGGAAGGCGGUGGUGGUGACGGGAUUCGGCCCUUUUGGGGAACACACUGUGAAUGCCAGUUGGAUUGCGGUCCAGGAGCUGGAGAAGCUAGGGCUUGGGGACAGCGUGGAUCUACAUGUGUAUGAGAUUCCAGUGGAGUAUCAGACAGUCCAGAGGCUCAUCCCUGCCCUGUGGGAGAAGCACAGUCCCCAGCUGGUGGUGCACGUAGGAGUGUCAGGCAUGGCAACUGCAGUCACGCUGGAGAAGUGUGGACACAACAAGGGUUACAAGGGCCUGGACAACUGCCGAUUCUGCCCCGGCUCCCACUGCUGUGUGGAGGACGGGCCUGAAAGCAUUGACUCCAUCAUCGACAUGGAUGCUGUAUGUGAGAGGGUCACUACACUGGGCUUAGAUGUGUCAGUGACCAUUUCGCAAGAUGCAGGCAGGUACCUCUGCGACUUCACCUACUAUACCUCGCUGUACCAGAGUCACGGCCGCUCGGCCUUUGUUCAUGUGCCCCCUCUGGGCAAGCCGUACAAUGCAGACCAGCUGGGCCGGGCACUUCGGGCCAUCAUUGAGGAGAUGCUGGACCUCCUAGAGCAGUCAGAGGGCAAAAUCAACUGUUGCCAUGAACACUGACGGCUGUCCAGGCCUCCCAAGACCUCAUCCUGCCGAGGAGCCUGGGAGAGACGUCCGCCCCCCGGGCCCUGACUGGGCAAGACAAGCGCAUCCAGCUGGGGAUCUGAUUUGGAUCAAAUAUGCCAGCUCGCACACCUCCUCUCCCUUUUUCUCUGCGUAAGCGCUGGUUGGUUGGAAGGCAGCAACUGAAGAUUUUUUUUCUAUUUCUCUUUGCACCUGGGGAUACAGCUGGGGCAGUCAGGAAGCUGGGAAGUCCUGACUUCUACCGAGAACCCCGAUCAGGUGGAUCUCCACUCUGGGAUGGCUGGGGCCACCUGCUUUUCUAAGUCUGUGGUGGAAGGAUUCCAGAAUUCCCUCUGUCCAUGACUGGUUUUUUUUCCAAAUUGAAAAUCCUCACGAAGACCCCUUGCCCUGAUCCAUGUCCAAACAGCCUGGACAGCUCUGGCAAGGGCCAGCUUGGGGUCUGGUAUGGGUUCUUUUUCUUUCUUAUUCUGUUUUUAAAAGCAAUAGUGCCAGUUUGGGCACAGAGUUAUUUAUAUUCCCUUUGGUUAAAAUACGGGCUUUAGCCGAACACAAAAGUGUCUUUUCUCUUUCCUGCAGUGUAGCCGCUUCUGCCUCUGGCUUUGAACACUGGACCUACAUUUUUUGUUUUGGGGGUGACAUUAAGAUCCCCUUGUUCAGCGGGGGUGGAGGCUAGGCCCUUGGCCAGACCACAGGGAGAGGGAGUUGCUGCUGCCCUAGGAGACUGAAGGGGUUGGCUAAUCCUUUAACAACCGAGCUGUGAGCUAUGCCCAUAGGACCUCCGGAGGUGGGCCACUGGUGGGAAAGCAGACUGUCAAUUCAACAAACACUUUUUUUUUAAUAUGUAAAAGUAUGUAGCAACUACAAACCUACCCCACAUCUGGCCUGGAUCUUCAGUCUUGGUCUGGGGGCCCAGCUUCUUGUUUUCCUUAAGAGGGGGGCAGAGUGGAGGCUGGCGGCUGGGCUCCGCGUGUGCCGGUGUGUUUGGCCGGAAGGGCCGCAGGGCAGCCAGCGAGCUUUCGUGCAGCUAGGUUUUGGACACGCCUUAGAGUUGGUAAAUUUUUAUCUCACUCCCUGAUGACUUUGAACUGACCAGCCAGGGAUGCGCAUCUCCCAGGAGGCAGCUAAAUUCAGCUGGACCUUGACACCCAUCAGAGAGAGGGGGUUGGCAGCAGCAACCAUGAGGAAAACAACCGUUUGGAAAGUAUUCUUCUGUUUCUUUGGAGAACACGCAGCUUGAUCUCUUCCCUAAGUGUGAGGCAUGCUGGUGUCUGAUGUGGUGUUAGAUCAUGUUGGGGUCUCCCAGCAGGCGGUUCUUCUGAAAACAGCGGAGAUUUUUGUUUUGUUUUCUUACAUGUUCACCCUCUUUCCCUCCUGUUCCGAAGCCCAGGGUAGCUGCUGCCUCCGCUGAGCUGCUGUCUCACUCGGAGACCAGGUUGAUGGGUUUCUGAGUGAAAUGCAUUUUCUGGGUCCUGUGUUUUCCCUGGAAGGGAAGAGUGAUGUGGGGUCAGCAUAUGGCAGUGGGUGUGGACCAUGCCCUGCAGGGUGAAACGAUCGGGACCUUCUCCCUCCUCCAUGCCAGCCCUCCCUCUUCCAGAACUCUCUCCUCCACACCCCCAGUCUGCGUUCGCAGUCUCCUGAGGAAUCUGGUUCGCAGUCUCCUGAGGAAUCUGGAGUGCAGGACGUCAUUGCAUCUACGCGGUCAGCCAGCUUCUGUGAGCUGAGCUUGUGGCUCUUUUUAAUGAGGGUCUCCCAGAGGUCUCACUCAGAAUGGCAUUAAACUCUAAUGAGCUCUCUUCUCUAAAGGUCUGAGGGGGGAGGCUCUGAGGAAGAAAUGGGCCUAGGCAAGCUGCAGAGGGAAGGGGGGACUGGAAGUGAGUCAGAAUUGAACUAAGCUGGGCACCCACUGGAACCCAGACACACCAUCCCCAGGCUCUGCACUUUCAUCUUUCUUUUGUCCUCAUUUCUUCUCUCUGUUUAAAGCAACAUGAGAUUUAGCCACUUAGAGAUAUAACUUAUUGUCUGAUCAUUAUCGUGUGUGCGUGUCAUUUUUGUGUUCCUGCAAUGGUGUUAGAUCUCCUCAUCGAGUCAAGCCAAAGCCUUGUCCUUGUUCACGAUACAGACCAUAUAGCUCGUCUUUAUUCAAACAGACAGCCAUUAAAUAUUUCACUCACUCCCUGCCAGCUUUUUAAUGUUCCUAUUUUAAUUUAUCUUUUUCCUUUUGGGCAAAUUCAUCCAUUCACUCCAUGGCGUAUCUGUCUGCAUUUGUUGGGUCCUGGACUGAGAUGUCCUUGUGUAAGAAAGGGGGGCCAAGUCCCGUUACUUCUCCCUUGUCAUUUCAGAGUCUCAGAUUGUGGGGGGGUGGGGCGCAGAACAGGCAACGGGAUGGUUCUGUGAAGUGGGCGCAGCCUGGAAGAUAUGAAGGUGAGCGAUGCCAGAAGGGGUGGGUGCAGUAAGUGUUAACGGUGGAAAGAUGGGCUAAGCAAUGUCGUGGGAAGGCUGGUAGAGGAAAGGUGAAAAGUGAUGCUGAAAAGUGGAGGGGGUCCUGUCUCUGAUAAGCUCCUGUGGAGGGUACAGAGGUGGGGGAUGGUGUCAGGUAAUGGCACCUCCCUUAAGAUGCCAGAACCUCUGCCCCUUAAAACUUUAUUCCUUUCUUAGCCCCUUUGCUUCCCCGCUUCCCACCAAAGAGAAGGUCAGUGGUCUGUGCGUGAGUAUGUAGUUUGAAAAAGAAAUUUAAAGGAGUGGCUAGAAAGAAAGCAAGGUGGAAAGAAGCAGCAAUGCCAGUGGGUGAACCUGGGAUUCCAGUGGUACGACCUGGCUCAUGUGGUCCAGUCAAGAAACAGUCAAGGUGCCCUGGUCACUGAGAGACGCAGGGCCACGGGGCAGCGGGGGAGGCGGGAGCCCCCAGUCAGGGCCACGUCUUUGGGGGGAAGGUCAGACUCUGACCUUUCUGAUAGUUUCAGCAAGAAAAAUAGUUUUCGCUAUUCUGCUCUUUGUUGGUGUGAACACUUCUCGAACAGACAGGACCUGCUCAGGGGGAUGACUCGAAAAGUAUACGUGUGAUGCCUUUUUCUCACCUUGGAGGUUUCUGCCAAGAAGCCCGGCCAGAGGUUGUGCCUGUGCACCCCGCCCCCUUCCCAACUCAGGGGUACCCGGGAGGGGGAGGGGAGCUGCUCCUGGAAAUCGGCCCACCACACUGGCCUCUUUUUUUCUCUGCUGCUGUCUAGACUGUUGACCUUUGACCUCCCCGCCCCUUGGCGUGUCUGAACCCAGAAGUCCCUUGUCGUUGUCGUCGGGGUUUGUGGAACAAAGCCUCAUUCUUCUCUGUGGCCCCAGCCUCCCCCCGAGACCACUGGAAGCUCUCCUGAGCCUUCAGCCAGCAUGGGGCUCUGAUGGAGGUGCCUCCCCUCGUGGCCACGAGCCCCAUGGCCUUCAUCCACAGGCUUCUGUGGAGCCGCAAAGGACUUUGAUUUUAUAUCCCCAGUUAAAUUUCCCUUCUUCUGGAACAAGUGCCUGGUAAAGGGCCUGGGGCUGCCACUGGAGGAGAAGCGUCUCCAUUUCUGCAGAAAGGAAGUGUGUUAGAGGCCAGGACCCCCCUCACAACUCCACGUCUUGCGAGUCGCUUCUUGGAUGAACGCCACUCAGAGACCCUAUCCUCCAAUUGGGGGGCAGUGGUCGCAACUGAGUUUCAGAAGCUCCCAGACCUCCAGGGGCUCCAGUCCAGCCUGAGCCGCUCCCCCGACUUGAAAUCCAUUCCCCCUCCUCCCUCUCCUCACCCAAGCCUCCCCUUCAGCUGCCCAGAGACCCACAGAAGUGCCUGCCCCCACAGUACACGUGGGGCACAGACAGGAAUGAGAGAAACACCCCCAGACCCUGGCUCCCUGCUUCCCUGGCCGUUCACAGGGGUGGGACCUGGGCCAGGGGCUUUUGGGUCCUGCCCCCUUUGAGGAAGCCCCAGUGAAAGCCAGCGGGGAAUUGGCCUCUCUGCCCACAAGGCCUGGCUGGAGGCCACAGGAGAUCCAUCUGGGCCUUGGGGGUACCUGGCAUGUUUCCAGGGCUCCCUCCACAUCUCAGGUUUCUAUCUUGUCGUAAAUCUCUCUCCAGGAAGAGCCCUGUCUCCUGGAGGUGACCCUGUGUCCUGUCCCCAAAGGAGAGGCCAGCCCCUGCAGGCUUGGGGUGGCUUCUCCCCGACCCCAGGGAGACCCCUUGAGUGCCUUGUCUGAAAGCCUCGUGUCUGGGACCCCAGGCCAGACUUUGCUGGGGGCUGGGCCCUGGGACACCCCAAACUUGACAUCCCAGAAAGCAAAUAAAACAGCUAAAAUGUGCA